Leptonychotes weddellii (Weddell seal) is the source of this 1262-nucleotide messenger RNA. The record is from RefSeq and is a predicted model, not a curated record. NCBI's taxonomy places the organism in Eukaryota, Metazoa, Chordata, Mammalia, Carnivora, Phocidae.
AGUAGUCAUUCCUUUUUAUUUCUGAAAUAUAUCUGCUAUAUGGAUAUAUUGCAUGCAGUUUGUUUAUCCACUUACUUGUUGAAGGGCAUAUGAGUUGUUGCUAGUUUUUGGCAAUUAUGAAGAAGCUGCUAUAAACAUUUGUGUAAACAUUUUGGUGUGAACAUGUUUAAUUUCUCUAAUGUAAAUAUAUGUUUAAUUUUAUUAGAAACUGCCAAGCCAUUUUUCUGCCUGGUUGUACUAUUUUGCAUUCACAUUUCACAUACAUGAACAAGGCAAAAUUUGGUUUCUCUAAUAUUACUGGAAUUGAUUACUCUCCUUCUGCAAUACAGCUUUCUGGAAGUAUUAUAGAGAAAGAGGGUUUAUCUAACAUUAAGUUGAAGGUAGAAGACUUUUUGAAUCUUUCCACAAAGCUGUCUGGAUUUCAUAUUUGUAUUGACAAAGGGACUUUUGAUGCCAUAAGCCUUAAUCCUGACAAUGCGAUUGAGAAGAGGAAGCAGUAUGUGAAGUCCCUCUCUGGGGCGUUGAACGUGAAAGGCUUUUUUCUAAUAACCUCGUGUAAUUGGACCAAGGAAGAGUUGCUAGAUGAAUUCAGUGAAGGAUUUGAACUUUUCGAAGAGCUGCCAACACCCACGUUCAGCUUUGGAGGCAGAUCUGGAAACAGUGUAACAGCAUUGGUUUUCCAGAAAACGUGAGACUUUUCACUGGACAAAUUCAGUUAGCUUUGUUAAGAAGCUCCACAUCAAAGUUAACCUGACACAGAAAUGCAAGUGCAAAUAAAUGCUUAGUAAGUACACAGGAUGCACAUGUUGAAUAGAUGUAAUGGGUUGGUAAGAAUAUGAACAUGUGAGCGGUUGAGUUUUAGAGACCAACCAAGAAUCAUUUUAAAGUUUUCUUUUGUAUUUGAAAUGUAAAUAUUUUUCUCUUCGAUUAAAAAAAAUUUCCUGUAACUGCUAAACAGUCAAAAACUUUAAAGCAGUAAUUGAAUUUAUAGAAAGCAUGUAUUCUUGGUUUUUGUGCUUUGGUAAAGUUGAAUGGAAUAUAGCUGCUCGUUAAGAUUUGACGAAACUACUCCAGGGCCAGAAUAAUAAACAUCAACUUUCUUAGUGUUUUAUUAGACUGUCUAUGAAACAUAAUAAGUAUAAUAUUUUGGGUUGAAUGGUGGUUCUUUAAAAAAAAAACAAAAUUAAUACCUGAGAAAAAUCCCCUAGUUUUCAUGUGUAUAAUCAAACAAAAUCAGAUAAAUGUAUGAGUUGAUCAAGAAA